GAUCCGCGUCUGGGGAUGGAGGGGAGAAAUAAUCCCUGUCAAAGCGUCAGCUGAGGAGCCAUGAGGAACAUGUUCACCCAAGUGACUGUGUGCGUCAGGACCCAGCGGAGCUGCGGGUCCAGAAGUCUGCCCCGCGGCCCCAGAGCGCUCUGCACGGCUGCGGCGGGCGCCGUGGCGGGUGAGAAGCUCGGGGGGAGGAAGGGGGUGAGGAAGCGGGCCGUGGACGGACGGGUGCGAAGCUUCGAGGAGAUCCCGCACACGGGGAAGAGCGGCUGGGUCAACCUGGUCAAGUUCUGGAGGGAGGACCGGUUCGUGCAGCUUCACAAACACAUGGAGAGGACCUUCAACGGCCUCGGCCCCAUCUACAGGGAGCAUGUGGGCACCCAGAGCAGUGUGAACAUCAUUCUGCCGUCUGACAUCGCUGAGGUGUUCCGCUCAGAGGGCCUUCACCCCGAGCGCAUGACCCUGCAGCCCUGGGCAACGCAUCGGGAGACGCGGCGGCUCAGCAAGGGCGUCUUCCUCAAGAACGGCGAGGAGUGGCGUGCCGACCGCCUCCUGCUCAACAAGGAGGUGAUGAUGAGCGCGGCCGUGAAGCGCUUCCUGCCCCUGCUCGACGAGGUGGCGAGGGACUUCUGCCGAAUGCUGCGGGCGAGAGUGGACAGGGACGGGGGAGGCGAGGAGGGGAGGCGCGGCCUGACCAUCGAUCCCAGUCCCGAUCUCUUCCGCUUCGCACUGGAAGCCAGCUGUCACGUGAUCUACGGGGAGCGCAUCGGCCUCUUCUCCUCAUCCCCCUCGCUGGAGUCUCAGAAGUUCAUCUGGGCGGUGGAGCGGAUGCUGGCCACCACCCCCCCUCUCCUCUACCUGCCCCACCGCCUGCUGCUCCGCAUCGGCGCCCCCCUGUGGACCCAGCAUGCCACCGCAUGGGACCACAUCUUCAGUCACGCUGACGCGAGGAUCCAGAGGGGGUACCAGCGCCUGUCAUCCCCCCCGGAUCGAGGGUCUGAGGCUGGAAGUCAGUUCAAUGGGGUUCUGGGCCAACUGAUGGAGAAAGGGCAGCUGUCCCUGGAUCUGAUCAAAGCUAACAUCACUGAGCUGAUGGCCGGAGGGGUCGACACGACGGCGGUGCCCCUGCAGUUUGCGCUGUUCGAACUGGGCCGCAACCCGGAGGUGCAGGAGAGGGUGCGGCAGCAGGUGAGGGCGUCGUGGGCGCAGGCCGGCGGAGACCCCCAGAAAGCCCUGCAGGGGGCGCCGCUGCUGAAGGGCACAAUCAAGGAGAUCCUCAGGUUGUAUCCGGUGGGAAUCACAGUGCAGCGGCGCACGAUCAAAGACAUCGUCCUACAGAAUUACCACGUUCCUGCGGGGACCUUGGUCCAGGUCUGUCUUUACCCGCUGGGAAGAAGCACUGAGGUGUUUCAGGAUCCGCAGCGCUUCGAGCCCGAGCGGUGGUGCAGCAAAGGCCCGGCGGCGGACGGGUCGAGCUUCCGCUCGCUGGCGUUUGGGUUUGGGGCGAGGCAGUGCGUCGGGAGGAGGAUCGCUGAGAACGAGAUGCAGCUGCUGCUCAUGCAUAUCCUGCUGAGCUUUCAUCUCAGCGUGCCGUGCACAGACGACAUCAGUACCACCUAUACGCUCAUCCUGCAGCCCAAGACGCCGCCAAGAAUCACGUUCAGCGCGCUGUGAUUCACUCGGACACAGGGGAGCCGUGCUGUCGGCGCCUGACCUUUAAUCACAGCUCCUUUUUCAUCAGCAAAGGUUCUGAGUUGACCGGUAACGACGUUGAUGCUAAUGUCCAGCAGGUGAUGCUAAAACCCCCACUGUUCACACUCGCCUGUUCACUUGUGGCUCGUUCGUGUUGUGCGUCACAGAUCCAACAGGUUGGUCACUUACUAAACCUUACUAAACUUUGCAGCCUAGCUUCACUCUGUGUGUGUGUACUGCCUGCAGUCUACUUCUACUAGGUUUCUAUGACUGUGCCUUUUUUGCUUGAAUGUUAUUUCUCCCAGUGCCAGGUUUCGAUCACCAGCUUUCUUAAGUUCUUUGCUAAACGAGUUGCAGUCCAAUAAAGCAACAUUCAGAUAUGAUUUCACCAGCGUCAACAGGCAGAUCACUCAGUUCCGGACAAAUGAUAGACGUAAGAAUAGGUAGAGUGGAGAAGGUCUUAAUAUUACUGCAUCAUCCUGUGUAUUUCAGUGUUUUCUUGUUUAAAAUGUAAUAAUUGUAUCUUGAAUGUCACAUAAUCGCACUUUGGUCGCCAUGAGUAAACCUGACCUUUGGCCUCA
Molecule: messenger RNA, 2276 nt
Organism: Betta splendens (Siamese fighting fish)
Lineage: Eukaryota; Metazoa; Chordata; Actinopteri; Anabantiformes; Osphronemidae
Product: cytochrome P450 11B, mitochondrial
Exons: 9
Coding region: 61-1677 (538 amino acids)
Biological process (GO): cholesterol metabolic process; C21-steroid hormone biosynthetic process; cortisol metabolic process
Cellular component (GO): mitochondrial inner membrane
Molecular function (GO): oxidoreductase activity, acting on paired donors, with incorporation or reduction of molecular oxygen; monooxygenase activity; iron ion binding
Source: RefSeq, a predicted model, not a curated record